This is a messenger RNA of Artibeus jamaicensis (Jamaican fruit-eating bat), 2546 nucleotides long. RefSeq names its product signal peptide peptidase like 2A (gene SPPL2A). The transcript is spliced from 15 exons. NCBI's taxonomy places the organism in Eukaryota, Metazoa, Chordata, Mammalia, Chiroptera, Phyllostomidae. The coding region runs from base 29 to 1900 and encodes 623 amino acids. Gene Ontology annotation, molecular function: aspartic endopeptidase activity, intramembrane cleaving. Gene Ontology annotation, cellular component: cytoplasmic side of endoplasmic reticulum membrane; lysosomal membrane; lumenal side of endoplasmic reticulum membrane. The record is from RefSeq and is a predicted model, not a curated record. Gene Ontology annotation, biological process: membrane protein proteolysis.
UCCCUGGCCUCCCCGGACCCGGAAAAGAAUGUGGGUCGGGCAGCUGGAAAGAGACACGCCCAGACCAGCCGGCGGGCUGGGACGCGGAGGGAGCCUUGCGGGCCGGGCGCGCGGACCCGGGACUCCACGUGCUCCGCGCGGGGGUUUCCGCGUCCUCCGGGCGUGGCCGGAAAAGGAAGUCGGCGCUGCAGUGGCCUCCCCAGCAACAGCCGCGGCACCGGCCACCCGCCCCCAUCCGGCCGGGCCACGGAGCCAGCGCAGCGGCGGGACCCUGAGCCUCCCCCAGCCGAGCAGCGCCGCGCCGCCGGGCGCCCAGCAGUCCCAUGGGGCCGCAGCGACCGCUGCCCUCCGCCGCGGCCGCCCUGCUCUGGGGCUUCCUGCUCCGGCUGCUGCUCAGGAAGCAGUCCUGCACGCGUCUGGAAAUGGCACAUCCUCCCUGUCUAAGGACUACUGCAUGCUCUAUAACCCUCUCUGGACAGCUCUUCCAAGUACGCUGGAAAACGCAACUGCCAUUAGUUUGGUGAAUCUGACUUCCACACCACUGUGCAACAUUUCUGAUAUUCCUCCUGAUGGAAUAAAGAACAAAGCCGUUGUGGUUCAGUGGGGAACCUGCCAUUUUCUUGAAAAAGCCAGAAUUGCACAAACAGGAGGUGCUAAAGCAUUGUUGGUUGCCAAUAACAGUGUCCUGUUUCCUCCCUCAGGGAACAAAUCUGAAUUUCCUGAUGUGAAAGUACUGAUUGCAUUUUUUAACCACAAAGACUUUAAAGAUAUGAAGCAGACUCUUGGAGAUAAUAUUACUGUGCAAAUGUAUUCUCCUCCAUCAUGGCCAAACUUUGACUAUACUAUGGUGGUUAUUUUUGCAAUUGCUGUGUUCACUGUGGCAUUGGGAGGAUACUGGAGUGGACUGAUUGAGUUGGAGAACAUGAAGGCCUUGGCAGACGCUGAAGACAGUGAUGUGCGGAGAAAGAAGGAAGACUAUUUGACUUUUAGUCCCCUAACAGUUGUUGCAUUUGUGGUCAUCUGCUGUGUUAUGAUGGUCUUGCUUUAUUUCUUCUACAAAUGGUUGGUUUAUGUUAUGAUAGCAAUUUUCUGCAUCGCGUCAGCAAUGAGCCUAUACAACUGUCUUGCUGCACUAAUUCAUAAAAUCCCAUAUGGAAAAUGCGCAAUUGUGUGUCGUGACAGAAGCAUUGAAGUGAGACUUAUUUUUCUCUCUGCACUGUGCAUAGCAAUAGCUGCUGUUUGGGCCGUGUUUAGAAAUGAAGAUAGGUGGGCUUGGAUUUUACAGGAUGUCUUGGGCAUUGCUUUCUGUCUGAAUUUAAUUAAAACACUGAAGUUACCUAACUUCAAGUCAUGUGUGAUACUUCUAGGCCUUCUUCUCCUCUAUGAUGUAUUUUUUGUUUUCAUAACACCAUUCAUCACAAAGAAUGGCGAGAGUAUCAUGGUUGAACUUGCCGCUGGACCCUUUGGAAAUAACGAAAAGUUACCAGUCGUCAUCAAAGUACCGAAGCUGGCCUAUUUGUCAGUAAUGAGCGUGUGCCUCAUGCCCGUUUCCAUAUUGGGUUUUGGAGACAUUAUUGUACCAGGCCUGUUGAUUGCAUACUGUAGAAGAUUUGACGAGCAGACUGGUUCUUCUUCUUCUAUAUACUAUGUCUCCUCCACAAUUGCCUAUGCUGUGGGCAUGAUACUCACAUUUGUUGUUCUGGUGCUGAUGAAGAAGGGGCAACCUGCUCUCCUCUAUUUAGUGCCCUGCACCCUCAUUACCGCCUCAGUUGUUGCUUGGAGACGUAAAGAAAUGAAAAAGUUCUGGAAAGGUAACAGCUAUCAGAUGAUGGACCACCCAGACUACGCAACAAGUGAAGAAAACCCUGAGGCAGCCGGUGAGCAGAUUCUCCCGCAGUAACAAUAUGUGGACCUGCCCUUCGUGUCGGCUGAUUUUUUGCAGAGUGUUUGACAUUUUAAAUGGACUUAUGAAUUGACAAUCUGAAAGGAUCUCCAGUGACAUACUUGCAAAUACACAUUUUUAAGAGCUGGUACUGACAAUUAUAAGUAAUUAAAAUGCAUUUGCUUUUAACUAUGUUAAAGUUGUGCCUUCACAUUAAAUAAAAGGAUAUGCUCUGUAUAACUUUCAAUAUUAUAUACAGUAUAUUUUUUUAGAAAAAGUAUUGAUUCAUCCCUGUAUUUUUCUUACUGAAAUCAACUUCUUUUCAACUCGAGUGAUAAAGUAUUUCUGUCCAAGUGAGUUUCUGAACAGAUUUUACUGAAAAGAAUUAUGCAAAUUUUAUCUUCUAUAGACAUAAAUAUUUAAGAUUAUGCAAGAACAAAGUUCAAUGAUGAAAUUUUGGACUUUUAUCACUGCAAAGGUUAGAAAAAUAUAAUUUGGGAAUAUAUAUAAGGGCAUAUUUUUAUAGCAUAAGUUUAAAAAUGUUUUUUUUAAACUUAAGAACCUAAAUUGCUUCAAAUUGCUAUGUAUUAUGUUAGAAUAUUUUUCCAGGUAGAGAGAAACAUAAUAUAUAGAACUAGUCAUUAAAAGGACACAAAAACUGACA